GAUAAAAAAACGCUCGUUAUUAUGGUAAAAAAUUUUUUAAAAAAACAUGUCGUAUGAAAAAGUUAUGGACGUUUUAAAUCGAUGGGGGAAUUGACAUGUGCCUUGCAUGUGGAGAGAGAAAAUCCAUAAAUAUAGGAUUCCCUUUAUGCCCUUCUAUUAUCUUCUUUUCCCUACAACUAAUCUCAGCCAUCCAAAUCUAAGAUCAACGGACUAGAAUCCUUCUUACACUUCUUAUUUAUUUUAUCCUUUGUAUUUGAUCCUAACUCCCAAUAACAAAAAUCUAUUUUGUUAUAAUGAUAAAUAACUUUUUCAUAAGUCAAGUCAAACAUACCUAAAUCAGGCAAGAUCAUCACAAAGGACGAAUCUAUUAAUGGAAAUUUGAUUCUAGAUAUAAGAUUACCCUAUUUUGGUAUAAUUUAGCUAUGGACUUUGUAUUCAUAUUGUUGGCCAAUUGAGGCAUUCAGAACCGAUUCAUUUAUUCUUGGAUCCAGUAUAUAUCAUAGAAUAUACACCAACUAGAAGGACAAUUACACUACAUGAAAGACCAAUCAUAGUGAAGUUAUGAUUUUAAGUUAAGAAAAUACUUAGACUAAAGGGUAUGGGGGCCGGCUAGGACCGGCGCCGGUCUCCCACACCGCCCCCUGAGGGUCGGCUCGGCCCAAACGGCUCCCCACAGCCGAAUGAGACGUGGCCCCACUUCAAAAAUCUAGCCGUUUGCAACGGCACUUUUCUUUAAAAAAAAAUCAUUUUUCAAUUUAAAUACCCUCUAUCUCAUCCAUUUUUAUACAAUUCUAUCCUAUUCUACUCCCAUUCUUCUCCAAUUCUCUUCAUUUUUUAUAAAAAACACUCCAUAUUUUUUGUACCUUUUUCUCUAAAUCAUGCAUCCUUUCAACCCAAACAACCCCAACCCAAACAACCCCAACCCGAAUAAUUACAACCCGAACCAACCUAACUUUUUUUCGACCCCCGCUUACACUCCGAGUAUGGAUCAAUCGUGGGGGGCUCCGCAAUUUCCUUUUUCGGGUUUCCAACAAACACCCAACGCAUUCUCACAAAUGUCUCAAGUUCAACAACUCCAACAAUACCAAGCGCUACAACAAAUCAUGCAACACAACUCGUUUGAACAACUCCAAUCGCAACCGCCAACUUCCCAACCGGUUCACCUUGACGAUGAUGAUGAUGAAGAAGUCGUCCCCGAAUCGCCACCGCAAGAGCUCAACCGAAAAAAAACAAGGGGAAGGGGAAGAAGGUUGAAAACGUACCCGAAACCGCGCCAAAAAGCGGUUCGAGAGCAAAGGGGAGACCUUGGACGAAAGUAGAGGAGGACGCGCUAGCAAUAGCGUAUGCUAAGUCCUCUACUAACCCGAUAGUCGGAAACAAUCAAACGGGUGAUAGUUUUUGGAAGAAGGCAAAGGCUAAAUUUCAUGAGAUUAUGGGGCAUAGCUCGGAUCGUGAUGUAGAAGCCGUCUCGGGCAAGUCGCGUAAAAUGAGCAAGAUCAUCAAUAACUUUAACGCAAUUUAUAACCAAAUUUACACUUGUCCUCCUAGCGGGAGUAACGAGUCGGACAUUCUUAACCUUGUUAUCGCUAAGUGGGACUCUCAAAAUCCAAAGCCUUUCCCGCACUUCCGAGCAUGGAACGUAGUAAGGAAAGAACAAAAAUGGACGCGGAUUCCAACUGAGGUAGCAACCGCCAAACGGACUAAAACUUCCGAGUCCGGAAGUUAUAGUGCGGGAGGCUCCACCGCUCGUUGUCAAAUCGACAUAAACGACGAACCGGAAGAUGACGAGGACGUGUUGCCCAUUCACGAGGCGGAACGUCCCACCGGGAGGGACAAAGCAAAAAAAGAGGCGGCCAGAAAGCGCAAAGGGGCCGGCUCGGGUGGAGGGGGCGGCUCGGGUGGAGGGGGCGGCUCGGGUGGAGGGGGCGGCUCGAAGGCAUCAACGAAAAUGGACGAGUUGAUAAACGAAUUCCGUUCGUUCAAAGAGUUCGCGGGCCGAAAAAUACACUCACAAGAAAACCGUGUCGGCCGACCAAGCUCGAGCGGAGGAUUUUAGGAUUAUGAGGUUGGAUCUCGACUCGGUUCCGGAGGAGGAACGAGUGGUUUAUCGGAGGAUGAAGGAAGAAGUGAUGAAAAAAUGGACGUCGUAGGUUUUUUUAUUUUUAUUUUUAUGAAAUGUAAUUUUUUAUUUUUA
This is a messenger RNA of Helianthus annuus (common sunflower), 2194 nucleotides long. RefSeq names its product squamosa promoter-binding-like protein 15. The record is from RefSeq and is a predicted model, not a curated record. NCBI's taxonomy places the organism in Eukaryota, Viridiplantae, Streptophyta, Magnoliopsida, Asterales, Asteraceae. Bases 1433 to 2056 code for a protein of 207 amino acids. The transcript is spliced from 2 exons.